Exophiala xenobiotica is the source of this 2270-nucleotide messenger RNA. RefSeq lists its product as uncharacterized. Gene Ontology annotation, molecular function: zinc ion binding; transcription cis-regulatory region binding; DNA-binding transcription factor activity, RNA polymerase II-specific. Gene Ontology annotation, biological process: positive regulation of transcription by RNA polymerase II. Bases 66 to 2270 code for a protein of 734 amino acids. The record is from RefSeq and is a predicted model, not a curated record. Gene Ontology annotation, cellular component: nucleus. The transcript has 4 exons. NCBI's taxonomy places the organism in Eukaryota, Fungi, Ascomycota, Eurotiomycetes, Chaetothyriales, Herpotrichiellaceae.
CGCAUUGGGAUGCCAGGCUUUCCGAGCCUCAACUGCAUGGGGCCAGACCAAUCCUGACGGCCACAAUGGAGUAUCAAGCACGUGGUAGCGAUUGGACCUCAAUGGGACAACAUGGACUCACUGCGUUGUCGGCAGCUGCGCCUUUCUAUCGUGGACACUCGGUCAUGAACGAAGCCAUCGACGCCGAGGUACUUCAACCACCUCGGAAGCGAAGGAAAGGUGGCAAGAUUUUCUCUGGCUGUAGUAACUGCCGUGUAAGGAAGAUCAAGUGCGAUCUCCGCGAACCGACCUGCUACAACUGCGAGAAAUCCCGGCGCUACAUAUGCGAUGGAUAUAAAAGCCCAAACAACAUGAACAUGCCCGGUCAAGCCUCCAUGCGAACACAGUCAUCCAUACCAGCUUCAGCCGACGACCAUUCACAAGCACCACUGCAAAAUCGCCUGACAUCAAUCUCUGCCUUGGACGAUGACGAGACUGGACGAGGCUCGGAUGGUCCUGGUCAAAAUCAGGUGCAAUUCGUCGACCUGUUCAACUGUUUUGAAAAUCCAGUUCCAUGGCUGGAUUUUAUGGCCAUGUCAGGGUUUAUGGGUAAUGAAGCUGCGAAUAGUCCCUUUUCCAUGGCAGGUUCACCGGCACGAAUGCCUUCACGGCAGAGUAUUCAUUUUGGCAGUCACCAAAACGUCCACAUCCAAACCAUGCCACGACAAGAAGAGCCAGUCACUACUGUCGACCCGAAUCUAGUUUGUCAAUCUUCAAAACCAUGGAUGCGUUCAGAACACUCGAACACAAUGUCCUCAAACAAAUGGAAUAUUUCUUCAGACGCUCUGAUGCCGGAGAAAGUUCUGAAUGCCAUUCCGCCACCACAUAUCAACGGGAACGACUUGUCACAGCGUACCCAUCAGCUGCUUCAACACUACCGAACGCAUGUCUGCGAAGCCAUGAUGCCAACUUCGGCUCCAAAAUUGAACCCCUACCUCCGGCUAUAUCUACCGCUAGCCGUACAAGACCCGAAUUCCCCGGCGAAGCAGGCCUUACUCGAUGCGAUCCUGGCGGUAGCCGCCUUCAACAAAUCCCAGCUUACCCCUGGCCAGCGACGAUUAUAUCGAGAUCAAGCUACAGAUCACCACGACCAGGCGGCCUCCAUGAUCAACACGAUAAUCUCGAGGAAGCAGGCCUCUUCACACCCCACAGGAGAGUCGCCCGAGUGCAAGCAUGCACUUCUGGCAGCUGCGCUGACCUUGACCACAAUCGAGGUUUUCAGUGGUGCAAAUGAAGGAAGGGGCUACGAAUAUCUACUUCUUUGCAGAACGGUUCUUGAAUUGACUGGUGGCCAAAGAUGGUGGCUUUCAAAUUCCGCCAGCAUAACAUUGCUGCAGAUUUUCCAAUGUCUCCAUAUCGUAGGCCGCACGUCUGGUUGGUUUGAGUCACCAUCAAGACAGCUGGACGAUAUUGAAGCUGAGGGCUCUUCUGAUAGUCCAGUAGCCGAAGCCGGCGGACGUCCUGUGAUCGGCCACGUGCUUCUGCAGGCGCCGCAGACCUAUGCACCGGAGUAUACACUGGACAUAUCGUUUGGCAUUUCCAUCAACACCUUGUCCCAUCUGCACAAGGUCAUCAUGCUGUCGAAAGUAAAAUCGUCACUGUCGCCGGGCCAGGGAUGGCCAUCUAGUGCGCAGGAAGAACUGGCCAGACUCGAAAAAGAAAUGUUUACAGACAUGGAAAAUUCCUGCCUCGAGGCCUCAUCCUCGCGCUCGCCUUCGCCCUCGUUAGAAGGCGUUUCCCAAUAUGUGGCCAACGAGAUCAAGGAAGAUCACAUGCUGGCAUUCCAUUACAGCACUGCGCUGUUCUUCAGAAGAGCCCUCUGUGACGGAACCGGUCGGAUCGUGCCUGCUUUGUAUGGCGAUAUGGUACCGCGUGAGCCACGUGGCACGCCACUCCCGAGUGGACAGCAUCUUGUUUCUAAAGCUCUUGAGCACCUCGAAAACAUCGAUGCUCUUGCGGGUGAUCUGGCAAUCGCCAAUACCCUGUGGCCUGGCUUCAUUGCCGCCGCCGAGGCGGUAGAUUGGAAACUCCGGCGACGAGCAUUGAUGUGGUUCGGGCGAGCGAAACGCCACGGCAUAGGCAACAUCACAAAGGCCAAAGCCCUUGUGCAGGAAAUCUGGAGGCGCGUGGACCGCUUGAUGCUAGAAGACCACGAGACUCAUCCCGAGCUGGGCCCCGUCGAUUGGCGCGAGGUCAUGAACGACAUGAACAUGUAUAUCAUGCUCACAUAG